AUGACAUUGAAAACGGUCACAUAUUUUGCAACAACGUCUCUAAUUUCUGCUUCAAUAGCUAUUUUAAUAGCGCUUCUAUUUCAACCGGGUGAAAUAAUGCAAUCGACACAAGAGGUCAACGCUCCCAGAAUGAAGUUUAUUGACAGUAUUUUGGAUCUGGGCAGGAAUUUCUUUCCAGACAAUUUGUUUCAAUCGUUUUUCCAACAAGUGCAUACAGUGUAUACAACGACAAACUCCACAAAUGGAAUCACUGUUGCACGUGAUUUGGCAUAUAGAGCAGGCCCAUCAACAUUGGGCUUAGUUACAUUUUGUAUUUUAUUCGGUUCGGUUUUGAAUACCAUCGGAAACAAAGGCAAAGUGAUUAAAGAUUUUUUCGAAGGUGUUUUUGAAAUUCUGAUGAAACUAACAACCUAUAUAAUGUGGCUCAAUGGUGUUGGAAUGUGUAGUAUAAUCACCGGGAAAUUGCUCAGCAUUGGCAAUUUGCAAGAGAUUCUUUCACAAUUGGCUGUAUUUGUAUGUUGUGUUCUGGUUGGUUUGGCAUUUCAUCAGCUCGUUAUGUUACCAACCAUAUACUUCAUACCCAAGGAACAAUUGUUAGCGCAAAUCACCCAUUACCAGGCCCAAGUUUACGGUCGAAUUUGGGGUAGCAUUCAUGUGUAG
Messenger RNA from Contarinia nasturtii (swede midge), 660 nucleotides. Its product is annotated as excitatory amino acid transporter 3-like. Gene Ontology annotation, molecular function: L-glutamate transmembrane transporter activity; neutral L-amino acid transmembrane transporter activity; glutamate:sodium symporter activity. NCBI's taxonomy places the organism in Eukaryota, Metazoa, Arthropoda, Insecta, Diptera, Cecidomyiidae. The coding region runs from base 1 to 660 and encodes 219 amino acids. The transcript has 3 exons. Gene Ontology annotation, cellular component: plasma membrane. Gene Ontology annotation, biological process: L-glutamate transmembrane transport. The record is from RefSeq and is a predicted model, not a curated record.